GGCUUCGUGGUGAGGAGGGGUAGUAUUUCAGCAGUAGUAGCGAGUGGUUCUACAAGGAGAAAUUCCAGUGAAGGCUGAUUAGAAGGAGUUAUUGUGGAAGGUUAAGUUGUUAUCUUUUCAGAGUCACAAUGUCUGACAGGAAAGCUGUGAUAAAGAAUGCAGACAUGUCUGAAGACAUGCAGCAGGAUGCCGUGGAUUGUGCCACACAAGCUAUGGAAAAAUACAAUAUUGAAAAAGAUAUUGCUGCAUACAUUAAGAAGGAGUUUGAUAAAAAAUAUAACCCAACAUGGCACUGCAUUGUUGGCAGGAAUUUUGGCAGUUACGUCACACAUGAAACUAAACACUUCAUCUAUUUUUACCUUGGACAAGUGGCUAUACUUCUCUUCAAAUCGGGCUAAAGAACAAAAGAUGAGAAACUGGACUGUUAAAAAAAAAAUGCACUGGCUUGAGCAGGGUUCCCUCUCAGAAUGGCUGUACAGCUGCAUGGACUGUAUAUUGUACCUAAUGUGUAUGUUGCAGUAAAUUUAUUUUUGUUAAAGUGCCGAGGAGAAGGCCUUUUUUGUUAUGCUUUUUUUCUCUAUUGCACUGAUUUCUUAGAAGUGAAAAGUUGGCCUUUUAAGUAAGACAUUGAAAAAUGGGAACAUGAAGUAAAAGCACUGGAACAUUUUUUUUCUGAAACUAUUACAGUGGAACCAAGUCUGUUUUCUUAGCUUUAAAUGUGGUGCUGCUUUAGCAGACAUUUUUUAAAAACUUGACUAUACCAGAGCUUGUAAAGUAGCACUUGGAUUGUGGGAGGAAGAAAACCUGCAUUCGGAAGGAUUUUUAAAUCUUUUUUGUUCAGUAACUUGGUCUUUUGAAACUUUCUGGGUUGCACUGUCUUCUAGUGUGGUAUAUGGGGACAUAAGGCUUGCUUGUUUUUCUUUUGGCACUUUGUCAUAAUAUGACAGACUUGGUCCUGCCAGCGUAUACUGUACAGCAAAGAUGUAACUUGUGACUUUGGAACUCUCAGCCUAGUUGCCAGUACACAGAUGGUAAUCAUUGGUUGUAAACUAUCUGCUGCUGUUGUACCUUGCUUGUCUCACAUUGUUCACUUUUUUUUAGGUGGGUUUAAUUUCAGGAUUUGCUCUUGAAAGCUUCAGUAAAUUUAAAGUUUUGCAUUGAGCCUGAAAAGCUUGUGCCAGUUUUAGGUUAAUAAGUGGAAACUGAAAGCCACUCCAUUUACUUAAGAUAAAGAAUUAUCCAAUUUUCUUGGCCCUUGCAUUAGUCCUAUGCUUCAAGUGUAGGGAGAUGGCAGUGCACUCGUGUUAGGUUAGGAAGAGGUGCUUUAAGGCAACCCAGUUUAUAAAUGUCUGGGUUGGUGCAAGUGCUAAUUGCUAUUCCAGUUUUUAAAUAUUCUUUCUAGUAACAAGUACUACCUUCUAAUUGGACUAGAAGUAAAAAUGGUGGAGGCAGCUUGUUUCAGCUGUUUCUGCAUAUAUAAAGCAUUAUUUUGCUAUCCUGACUAGUCUCAAUGCAGACUGUCUAAAGCAUUUUUGCUGCUUUUUGGCUCAUGUCACUGCCUGUCUGUGUAAAAUCAUGCCUUUGUUUUUAAGAUCAGUUAAGUGGCAUAGUAAGGUCAGAUUGAUGUGGGCUUGUACUUCUGAGCAAAGUAGUGGAGCUUGAAUUUAGUACUGGCUGUUAACAGCAAGCCAUAAUGGGGGGGGGGGGGUUACACAUGAAGCGGAGCCUGGUAAGUUUAAAUCUUCAGUAGACUGUAUCCAUCUGACUUGAAUAUUUGUUUUCUUUAAUUUCCAGAUGGCUUGGCAUUAUGCAGUCUUGAACUGUAUGGUUUAAAUUGUUACUCUGACAAGGGUAUAUGCUUUGAACUAACUGUAUAUGGUUAAUUUGGUUCUAAAUACACGGGUGCUUUAUCAGAAAAAAGGCAUUCGAAAUGAAUUGUAUACAAGCUAAUAAAAUGGAAGUCUGUAUUUAAA
This is a messenger RNA of Protopterus annectens (West African lungfish), 1973 nucleotides long. It is a transcript of the gene DYNLL2, whose product is annotated as dynein light chain LC8-type 2. The record is from RefSeq and is a predicted model, not a curated record. Bases 129 to 398 code for a protein of 89 amino acids. Gene Ontology annotation, biological process: cilium assembly; microtubule-based process. Lineage: Eukaryota; Metazoa; Chordata; Ceratodontiformes; Protopteridae. The transcript has 3 exons. Gene Ontology annotation, molecular function: dynein intermediate chain binding; dynein light intermediate chain binding. Gene Ontology annotation, cellular component: cytoplasmic dynein complex.